Messenger RNA from Cynocephalus volans (Philippine flying lemur), 3212 nucleotides. RefSeq names its product kelch like family member 26 (gene KLHL26). Lineage: Eukaryota; Metazoa; Chordata; Mammalia; Dermoptera; Cynocephalidae. The transcript is spliced from 3 exons. Gene Ontology annotation, molecular function: protein binding. The record is from RefSeq and is a predicted model, not a curated record. Bases 27 to 1874 code for a protein of 615 amino acids.
GCGGAGGCGGCGGGGGCGGCGGGAAGAUGGCGGAGUCCGGUGGCAGCGGCGGCGGCGCUAGCGGCAGCGGCGGCUUCGGCGCGGGCCAGGGUCCCGAACGGCGGAGCAGCAUGGCCGAUAAGAACGGGGCCCUCAAGUGUACCUUCUCUGCACCCUGCCACAGCACCGGCCUCCUGCAGGGCCUGGCCACCCUCCGUGCCCAGGGCCAGCUCCUGGACGUCGUGCUCACCAUCAACAGGCAGACCUUCCACGCGCACAAGGUGGUCCUGGCUGCCUGCAGUGACUACUUCAGGGCCAUGUUCACGGGUGGCAUGAGGGAGGCGAACCAGGACGUCAUUGAACUGAAGGGAGUGUCGGCCCGUGGCCUGCGGCACAUCAUUGACUUCGCUUACAGCGCUGAGGUGACCCUGGACCUUGACUGUGUGCAGGACGUGCUGGGCGCAGCUGUGUUCCUUCAGAUGCUGCCUGUGGUGGAGCUGUGUGAGGAGUUCCUCAAGGCGGCCAUGAGUGUGGAGACCUGCCUCAACAUCGGCCAGAUGGCCACGACCUUCAGCCUGGCCUCACUCCGGGAGUCCGUGGAUGCCUUCACCUUCCGGCACUUCCUGCAGAUCGCCCAGGAGGAGGACUUUCUGCGCCUGCCACUGGAGCGUCUCGUCUUCUUCCUGCAGAGCAACCGGCUGCAGAGCUGCACUGAGAUCGACCUGUUCCGCGCCGCAGUCCGCUGGCUGCAGCAUGACCCAGCGCGGCGGCCCCGUGCCAGCCACGUGCUCUGCCACAUCCGCUUCCCGCUCAUGCAGUCAUCGGAGCUGGUGGACAGCGUACAGACGCUGGACAUCAUGGUGGAGGACGUGCUCUGCCGCCAGUACCUGCUGGAGGCCUUCAACUACCAGGUGCUGCCCUUCCGGCAGCACGAGAUGCAGUCACCACGCACUGCUGUGCGCUCGGAUGUGCCCUCGCUGGUCACCUUCGGCGGCACGCCCUACACUGACAGUGACCGCUCUGUCAGCAGCAAGGUGUACUACCUGCCCGAGCCGGGCGCCCGCCACUUCCGCGAGCUCACAGAGAUGGAGGUGGGCUGCAGCCACACAUGCGUGGCCGUGCUUGACAACUUCGUGUAUGUGGCCGGGGGCCAGCACCUGCAGUACCGCAGCGGGGAGGGCGCAGUGGAUGCCUGCUACCGUUAUGACCCGCACCUGAACCGCUGGCUGCGCCUACAGGCCAUGCAGGAGAGCCGCAUCCAGUUCCAGCUAAAUGUGCUGUGCGGCAUGGUGUACGCCACGGGCGGCCGCAACCGGGCUGGCAGCCUGGCCUCCGUUGAGCGCUACUGUCCCCGGCGGAACGAGUGGGGCUACGCCUGCUCGCUGAAGCGCCGCACAUGGGGCCAUGCUGGCGCCUCCUCGGGGGGCCGCCUUUACAUCUCGGGCGGCUACGGCAUCUCGGUGGAGGACAAGAAGGCACUGCACUGCUAUGACCCCGUGGCUGACCAGUGGGAGUUCAAAGCUCCCAUGAGCGAGCCCCGUGUGCUGCAUGCCAUGGUGGGCGCAGGCGGCCGCAUCUAUGCCCUGGGCGGCCGCAUGGACCACGUGGACCACUGCUUUGACGUGCUGGCUGUCGAGUACUAUGUACCCGAGACGGACCAGUGGACCAGCGUCAGCCCCAUGCGGGCCGGUCAGUCGGAGGCUGGCUGCUGCCUGCUGGAAAGGAAGAUCUACAUUGUCGGGGGCUACAACUGGCGCCUCAACAACGUCACAGGCAUUGUGCAGGUGUACAACACAGAGACGGACGAGUGGGAGCGAGACCUGCACUUCCCAGAGUCCUUUGCGGGCAUCGCCUGUGCCCCUGUCCUGCUGCCCCGGGCUGGGAUCAGGAGGUAGCUCCUGGGAUCCCUAGGACCCCAACUGCAUGCUGUCUCCAAGCAGGGCUUGGGGAGCGCAUGUCCGGGCUGAGAGCCACAGCCCCCCACCCCCUGCUUGCUGGCCUCUAGGGGCCUGCUGCUGAUAAACGCUAUCCCCCCGCCCCCGGUCCCUUUCUCCUUUCUUCCUGAGGCAACCCUGGCUCUGAGUCCCACCGAGGGUGCCUACCCACCAAGAGGCCAAUGUUUCGCGGCAGCAAACUCGUGCCCAAGGCAGCUUCCUUGCCUGCCCUGCAAGUCCCAGCUGGUGGGUCAGAAUUGGGGUGUCCCUUCUGGUGGCCAUUGUGUGGCUUUUCCUUACUGUCACCCCCCUGCCAACCUCCCAGCCCAGUGGUUUCAGACGCCGAGAUGUGAGCUUAUUAAUGUCGGACCCAUAGUCCAUGGUAUGCAACUCGCCUCCCUUCCACAUCUUUUGCCUGUGUGUUUUUAAAAUAAACUCCCCCAAAACCUCCAUGACAUACGGACCUCCUGGAGCAGUGAGAGGCAUCUUAAAGGUCCCAGCUCAGUUCUGACAGGCAACGAGGGCAUGUCUGCCUCCCCCAUGAGUGCCCCCUACACCUGCCCCUCCACCUGGCUGCUGGGGGAGGCUCUAGCCAUGGCUCUGUUCCUGUCCUCAACUCCAGCACCAUAAGGGCACUCACUUGUCUGCUUUCAGGAGGAAAAAACACAACCAGCUCCCAGAGACAGUUCUUAUGGGCAUUGGGUAUUCAGUUUGGCACUGGGUGUCACGUGGGGCCCUAACGAGGAGUGAGGGCUGAGACGCCCCUGUCCUGUUUGCCCCUGGUGGCAGGGCCAUUGGAACGGGGCCGCUGGCUUAGAUCUCACAGUGCGUCUGUAUGCUGCAGGUCUGUUGGGUGAUUUUUAUUUCCUUUCCUCCUUCCCACCCCUCCAAGUGACCCUAGCCCAGCCCUGUUUUAGGUCAUCAUGGGACCGCAAGCCCACCCUGUGUGGGAAGCCAGGCAAGUGGUGAGGCCUUCCCCUUCAAGAGCUUUGUAGGGUCUCCUGCCACAUUCUUUUUGUUGCUUGAACUGCUAAACCUCCUUUUUUUUUUUUUUAAUGACGCCAGCACUGUCUUCUUAACGGGAUUUGUACUCUUGGGGCAACUUAAAGUGUCUCUCUUGCUGCUAACGGACGAUUGAUGCCGUGUCUCUGUGACCCACUCACCAUGUAGAGAAUUAACCUCAUGCCUUCGCAGACGUCGUCUCCUAAUAUUUCCCUUUAUUUAAUAAAAAUGUUAUGGUGAGAAGAUGGAGUGGGCGCCGCGCCGAGAUUGUGCGGCUGAGGCCUGAUUGGUCACAGA